UCAGGAAGGAGUAUUGAUAGUUCAGCCAAGCAGUCAGAAUGACCCAAUUCAAUGAGUUGAGCAGUCCAGCGAGAUCGAGGGACUAUUUGGAAGUAAGACACCACAACAUCACCUGAAGCUACAGAGGUACUGGAAGUUUUCUACUCUCAUAUACUGCAGGUCCCAUGAGCCACCCGUAAGGGCAAAAUGGAUGUGCUCAGUCUUCUCUGCCUCUUGAUUGGAUUUUCCUCAAAUAGCUGUGCAUCUGACCAUGCUGGGGGGAAGUCAUGGGAGGCAACAGUGGAAGAAAUUAGCGGGUAUGCAGAGGUGGCUCAGAAAAUAAUUGACCUGGCUGUGUAUGGUGAUGCCAGGAACCGCAGCUAUGAGAAGCUGGCCAAAUUCACAGAUACAGUUGGCCACCGGCUCAGUGGUUCAAGAAAUCUUGAGCACGCCAUUGAGUACAUGUACAAUGCCCUUACCAAAGACGGGCUGGACAAUGUCCACCUGGAGCCAGUGAAGAUCCCACACUGGGUCCGUGGAAAGGAGAGUGCGGUGAUUCUAAGGCCACGGAACCACCCGUUAGCCAUCCUGGGGCUUGGGAGCAGUGUUGGCACUCCUAGAGAAGGCAUUAAGGCAGAGGUUUUGGUGGUUAAGUCAUUUGAUGAGCUGAAGCAACGGGCCAGUGAAGCAGAGGGGAGGAUUGUUGUGUACAACCAGCCCUUCGUCAGCUACGGGGAGACUGUAAAGUACAGGUCCUCUGGAGCAGCAGAGGCAGCCAAAGUUGGAGCUGUUGCUUCCCUCAUUCGCUCUGUCACCCCAUUCUCCAUCAACAGCCCCCACACUGGGUGGCAAGACUAUGAGGAAGGAGUGCCUCAGAUCCCCACUGCAUGCAUCACGGUUGAGGAUGCCCAGCUGAUGGCCCGGAUGGCAGAGAGGGGGCAGAAGAUUGUGAUCCACCUAACCAUGGGUGCUCAGAACCUGCCAGAUGCUGAUUCCUUCAACACUGUAGCAGAGAUUACAGGAAGCAAGUACCCAGAACAGGUGGUUCUGAUCAGUGGACACCUGGACAGCUGGGACGUGGGUCAAGGAGCCAUGGAUGAUGGAGGAGGUGUUGCAAUCUCCUGGGAAGCACUAUCUCUGCUGAAGGAUCUGGGGCUUCGUCCAAAGAGGACUGUGCGGGCAGUGCUAUGGUCUGCGGAGGAGCCAGGGGGUGUGGGAGCACUCCAGUACUACCAGCGUCACAAGGAAAACAUCUCCAACAUUAACCUGGUGAUGGAGUCAGACCUGGGAACCUUCAGACCUCGGGGGAUACAGUUCUCGGGAACGGCACAGGCCCAGAAAAUUAUGGGAGAGGUGAUGAAGCUGCUGAAGCCCAUAAAUGCCACGAAGCUGGAGGGUUCUGCGGAAGGCACAGAUAUCCAGAUGUGGAUGGAUGGAGGGGUGCCAGGUGCCAGCUUGCUCAAUGACAACAGUAAAUACUUCUGGUUCCACCACACUCAUGGGGACACCAUCACUGUCCAGGACCCGGAGGAGAUGAGCCUGUGUUCAGCUGUGUGGGCUGUUGUGUCUUAUGUCAUUGCUGACUUGGAGGAGAUGCUGCCCAGGUAGUGUUGGCCAGACCUGUCUGUCACUGGCUAUAGCCCUGAAGUCCAACAGUGACCUCCUGAAUGGUCCUGCAGUGCAGAAGUUUUGGGUUCCCUUGAUGCUGGGCAUUCUCCAUUAUGAUUCUCAGAUGGAAAAGUUUUCAUGAAUGCAUGUCAGUAAUCUGAGAUCAAUACACCAAAUAAAAAGCUGACAUCAAUAUUCAGUGGUGUUGUUCUUCCUAUUCUUCUUCCUAUCCUAAUAAUAAUAAUAAUAAUAAUAAUAAUAAUAAUCAUCAUCAUCAUCAUCUUUGAUAGUGAGAAUGGUUUUCUGGCUUUGUCUAUGCUGCGUGUUACCUGAACUUGAUGCAUAAGGAAAUUACAACCUUGUCUCAUGGAAAAACGUA
Anguilla anguilla (European eel) is the source of this 1966-nucleotide messenger RNA. Its product is annotated as carboxypeptidase Q-like. Gene Ontology annotation, molecular function: metallodipeptidase activity. The coding region runs from base 187 to 1587 and encodes 466 amino acids. Lineage: Eukaryota; Metazoa; Chordata; Actinopteri; Anguilliformes; Anguillidae. The record is from RefSeq and is a predicted model, not a curated record. Gene Ontology annotation, biological process: proteolysis; peptide catabolic process. The transcript has 9 exons.